Prorocentrum cordatum is the source of this 435-nucleotide messenger RNA. The record is from the annotation of a GenBank genome assembly. NCBI's taxonomy places the organism in Eukaryota, Dinophyceae, Prorocentrales, Prorocentraceae.
AUGUCCCUCGCAGGUCUGAGGCCCAUCCCCGACAUCGUCGUCAUAGUCCACCGCAACGAAGGUCGGGUUCUCCUCACGGACCGCAACGGCUUCUACCACGACGCGCUGGGGGCUGCGUGGCAGCUGACGAGGGGCAACGUGCUGGUGGUACUGACCAGGACGCAGAUCAAGGCCGAGGCCGAGCUCUUCGACGCCCAGCUGCUGCACUCCCUCUCCGCGCAGGGCGACCAGCCCACCAUCGGGGCCCUCUCGGCGGCUGGCCGCGUGCUGACGUGGGACUCGGCGCCGUCGCACGCGCAGCGGCAGCAGUUGCGGUCGCUGGCGGCAAGAGCGUACUUCCGCGAGCCGCCGCCCGCAGUGCCGGGGCUCCCCGCGGAGUGGGCGUGCCGACGGCCCGGCGCCGGCAAGGCGCAGUCGUGGUGCAGCCUCCUGUAG